CAGACGAUCCAGUCGUCUGCCGAACGAGAAGAAAAAAAAAUUCACUAUGGUAGCAAAUUUCAAAGUCUACAAAAAAUGUUCGCCGAACGGCAAGCUCGCCGUUUACCUGGGCAAACGCGAUUUCAUCGACUAUCUGUCGGGCACCGAGCCGAUCGACGGGGUGGUCCUGAUCAGUCAGGAUUACGUAGACAGCGGCAGGAAGGUGUGGUGCCAGCUGAUGUGCAGCUUCCGGUACGGCCGCGAAGAAGACGAGGUGAUGGGUCUCAACUUCCAAAAAGAUCUCUACUUAGCAUCCGAGCAGAUCUUCCCGCAGAUUAAGAAGCCCGACUCCAAUCCUACCAAGCUGCAAGACAGGUUGCUGAAGAAGCUGGGCUCGAACGCGAUACCGUUCACCUUCGCGUUCCCGCAGUGCGCGCCGUCCAGCGUGACCCUGCAACCCGGUCCCAACGAGACCGGCGAUCCCUGCGGCGUCAGCUACUACGUGAAGGUGUACUGCGGCGAUACGGAGACCGACUUAACCCACAAGCGCAGCACCGUGCUGAUGGGUAUACGUAAGAUUCAGUACGCGCCUACGAAACAGGGCCGUCAGCCGUGCACGGUGGUGCGCAAGGAUUUCCUGCUGAGUCCGGGCGAGCUGGAGCUCGAGGUCACCCUCGACAAGCAGCUGUACCAUCACGGCGAGACGAUCGCCAUCAACGUGUGCGUGCGCAACAACAGCAACAAGAUGGUGAAGAAAAUCAAAGCGCUGGUGCAGCAGGGCAUCGACGUCGUCAUCUUCCAAAACGGCCAGUUCCGCACGGUGAUAGACGCGGUCGAGACGCAAGACGGCUGCCCGAUCGAUCCCGGCUCGAAUCUGCAGAAGGUGCUCUAUCUGAAGCCCAGUCUGGAGAGCAACAAGAAUCGCCGCGGUAUCGCGCUGGACGGUCUGAUGAAGCGGGAGGAGGGCGAGCUCGCGUCCAGCACGCUGCUCACCUCGCCGGACGUGCGCGACCCCUUCGGCAUCAUCGUGUCCUACGCCGUCAAGGUCAAGCUGUACUUGGGUGCUCUCGGUGGCGAGCUGGAGGCCGAGCUGCCGUUCAUCAUGAUGAAAGCCAAGCCGUCCGAGCGGGUCAAACUGGUCCCCACGGACAGCGUUAUGAUCGAAGACAUACCGCAGGAGAAGGUCGAUGAGAAAGACAGCUGCUAAAUUGACAUUUGAGAUUCUGCGAGAUCGAAUCCUACACUGGGUUCUUGUUUCGGUUCGCCGCUGACUGUUUAGUCAAUAUGGCGAGCGUAACGAGGUUUCUAGUCAAUAUAAAUAUAAAAAAGAAAAGAAUCUAAAAGUAUUCUAAUGUAUUUUUUAGAAAUAGUUGAAGCCACGGCAUUGUUGAAUCGACUUCUUAUAUGUCUCUAUAAAUACUUGAUAAUAAUAUAAAUACAAGUAAUGCGAGCAACGCUAAUCGAUGCAGUCAAUUUCUAUACAUUAUACAUUAUAAAAAUAUUGGAUUAAUUAACUCUGUCGAUAAUUUGUCGACAAUUUUGCGAGUAGAGCGCUAGUUGAUUUAUAUGAUCGAUAAAUGUACUUUGCGUUAUUUAUUUAGGAUGCUAUUUAUUAUGGGAUGCAGAUCAUGUAUAUUGAUUGUUUUUAUAUGAAAUGCAAAAUUACAAUAAGCUUCGCUCAAAAUUGCACGCGACUAAAAUCCACUAAGCCCCGCAUGAUUCAUUAUUAAAUAUUUACGUUGAUAAAACCCCUCAAGCUGUACAAAUUUAAUCGCACGCUUCUUUUAUUCAACCGAACAUUUCGUGCAAUGGUGAUCAUAAAAUAUACUUUACAAAAUCAAUAAAAAAGAAUGUACUCUGA
Linepithema humile (Argentine ant) is the source of this 1840-nucleotide messenger RNA. RefSeq names its product arrestin 1 (gene Arr1). Gene Ontology annotation, molecular function: G protein-coupled receptor binding. Gene Ontology annotation, cellular component: cytoplasm. The record is from RefSeq and is a predicted model, not a curated record. Gene Ontology annotation, biological process: G protein-coupled receptor internalization; signal transduction. Lineage: Eukaryota; Metazoa; Arthropoda; Insecta; Hymenoptera; Formicidae.